This is a messenger RNA of Ectocarpus sp. CCAP 1310/34, 317 nucleotides long. The record is from the annotation of a GenBank genome assembly. Lineage: Eukaryota; Phaeophyceae; Ectocarpales; Ectocarpaceae.
AUGAAGAGGGCACCAGUAGUAUGCAUAGCUGAGCGGAGNGCCGCCGCCGCUGCUGCUGAAAAAACAGCAGCAGCAGCAGCAGCGGCGGCGGCGGCGGCAGCGAGGUUGAGCCUGGCUCUCUUCCACAAUUUUCUUACUUUUGACCAACUCCCCCUUCGUUUCCUCCAGCAUUCUCUCUACGACGGUGAGGCUGCCGCGUUCGAUAGCGCGCCGCGUGUUAUCUUCUGCUGACGCGGCAACCAUACACUGCCCCGUCCUCUCUUCAAACUUCGUUUUGUUUUGAUUCAGCUUUCGCGCAGCGCGCCUCCUGCUGCCGA